GUCCCUCGCGCUCUCGCGCGUUCUCUCCUCUGUCUCCCGCGUCGGUUCUCUCGUCGACGACCGUCGGUUCGCGCCGCGCCGCGUCGUGUCGUGUCGUCUCUGUCUCUCGAGUCCGCGCCUCCUGGACUCCUCGCGCCGCGCCAAAAACGGCCGGUGACAGUGACAUGUGCGUUGCUUCAGUGUUGCCGUGCCCCGCUGUCCUCGUCGCCGUGGCUGUACGUGGCCGCAGCUCCAGCUUGUCGCGCGCCCGUUGUGCUGACUGUGACCGUGACUGCUGCUGCUGUUGUUGCUGCUGCCGCCGUGCCGUGCUGCCUCGCCGGAGCCCGUCACCGUCAUCGUCGCGAUGCACUUCGUCGACGAUGCCACCGCCUGCGAGAUGCUAACUAAAUGAUGAUGUUAAGGGAUUCAACGGGCAAGCAUGAGGGAAAGAACACCCUCUGCCGACGACACCCCGAAAAGGGCCCCACCGGCACCCAGCAGAGAGGCGGCUUCGGCGGACGUAGCUGGUAGCGAGACACCGAGCGACGACACGGCCGAGGGUUAUCACACGGCGAAGCUGUCCGGCAUCCCUUUGGCAUCCGGCACGACGUCGUCGUUCGAUAGGAUGGUAGCGUCGACGCAGAGUCUGGAGGACCUAGGCGUCAAUCAUCCCACCAACGCGGCAGGGAGCAACGCGAACGACCGUCAGCAGCAUCAUCACCAGCAGCAACAGCAACUGCAGGAACGCUACGGUCCCGCCUACAGAUCGUCGGCGCAGAUCGCUCAGGAUAAGCGAUCACGGCUGAGUAAUGUGAUCAACAACCUACGCAAGAAAGUGCCGGAUGGAGCUGCUGGCGGAAACCCAGACUCGCCAAGGAAGGAGGAGAACGAUCGGGAUAGCGUUGAGAGAAACCUGGAAACUCUGGAGAAGUAUGUGACAACGGUGCUGAACGGCGUGAUCAAGGACAACGAGGAGGAGGAAGAGAAGAAGAACACGAACGCGGAGAAGACGAAGGAACUGGAAAGGCAGAGGAAAGAUGCUAACGAGGAGGAAGAGGAGGAAGAGGAUGAGGAAAAAGAUCCGACGGAUAUGGCAGUCAAAUCCGAGUCUUCAACCGAGGGCGAUAUCGAAGCGGCUGUUGUGUCGCGGUUAGAGGACUCCUCGACUGCCGAAAAUGCCGGAGACGUCGAAUCCUCGGAGACUACGGACCACUCGAGUACAAAGGGAACGACAGAGGAGAAUCUACAAAAUUCAGACGUCAGAAUUAGUCAAGAUUCGAAGGAACCUCUUUCGAAGAUGCAGGAGGAACGUCUGGAUGAUGAGCAGAAAGAGUCAUCCGAAGAUGAUCGAUCCAUUUUGAGGGAGAAGAAGGAAAGCCGGACCCUGAGCACGAUCAUAAUGGACAGAUUGAGUGAGCAUCAGGUCGAGGAGAGGGCAAACGUCGACGACGGUAGAGGAAACCGAGCGCUUGUCGACGAACGCGUAGCCUCGGAAAACACCGAGACGCGAGCAAUUUGCGGUGAGCUGCUGGACGAUCUACUGAACGACGUCUAUCGUAAAGUCGACGUCAAUCACGAGAGCCAGCAAAAGACCAAAGAGUGCGAGAGAUCGAAGAAGAGGACCACCGACGCGACCAACGAGCCACCGAGGGUGAAGGAGACCAAAGACUCGACCAUUAACGUUCAGGAAUUGCCUGUGACGGGCCUGCAUUGCAGUCUACCCUUGGAAAAAGUUGCGUCCGUGCUUCAAAACUGUCAGACGGGCGAAUCGGUGAUCUCGCGACUCUCCUCGGGAUCUAGUGCUCCUUCGAGUCCUCCGUCGGCGCAGAAGUCGAAAUCGUCCUCUACUACUACUCCUCCAGUCAGACUUCUCUGUCUCUACUGCGACAGAAAGUUUUUAUCCAUGUCCCUGCGGCAACGACACACGGAGAGAGCGCAUCAGCUUGGUGGUAGGAGAUCGGAGAGGAACCUCCGGAAAUCCAACCAGAAUUGCCAAUACUGCUCCGAGAAGUGCGCCGACACUCUAGAGGCGCUGUUCCAACACAUGGUCGGUAGCCACGGAGAUAAGUACCACGCGUGCGUUCAGUGUUCGACGAGGUAUAUUACCCGGGAAGCUUUGAUGGGACACAUAGGCGAGACGCACGGGGGAAAUCCCGACAGAAUCGGCCAGUCGGAGAAAAUAAAAGAAGGUUCACCGCUCUGCAAAGAAUUUUAUAAUCAAAAUUUACGUGAAAAAGUGAAUAUACUGUCGGUUAGAGAAAGAAGAUUCGAAGAAAAAGAAUCGGAGGAUCAAGAUGACAAUCGACGGUCGGAUAGCAGCCGAACGAAACUCAUCACAGCGCGGGAGCCCAUCGAUAAUCCGGCCAGUCCCGAGUUUGACAGUUCCUUCUAUGUCAAUGUGAUCUGCAACAUCCGCGAGAAUCUGCUACACCACCUGGACGGCAAACUGCAACCGUUGGGCGACUCAUCGUCGUCAGCAUGCACGCCACCGGUCGCUACCUCAAGUUCGACAGCGGUGGCGACGACGACGGAAUCAAAAUCGCCGCAACAACAACCGCAGCAAUCGUAUUACGAGCAUGGUGUCAAUCAGAUUCAAUUACCCAUCGAUAUCUCGCUGACCGCGGCGACGCCAGUCGACAGCAAAGAUUAUUCGGCCAGCGAGGAGUAUGAGAACUCGAGCGAGUAUGCCCAGAAGCCUGGCAAGACGAGUAGCGGCUCGCGACCGCGUCGGGUCUCCUUCGAGAAGUACAAUUUCCCGCGCAAGUACGACGGCAAGGAGCAAUGGACGUGCUCGAUCAAGGACCUUAGCAAGUUUGACAUCUCCACGCAGCUGUCACUCCGGAAGAAGCAGCAACUGAUCAAGGAACGCCUUACCAUCAGCAGACUGCAUCAGACUCCGUUGUUGUCCUGUGAUACUAUCGAGGUGUCCCUUCACGAUCAGGAACAGACCGAGCCUGCCAUGGAAACGGCAACGAGUAAUCAUCAGGAUAACAUUGACACCGGCUGCGUGGUCGAUGCGGGUGCCGCGAUGUCUCUUGACGUCCAUUGCGACGUUGGCGAAUCGUUCCUAAGCGAGAUCAAAAAGGAACCGACGAUCGAGAUCAAGAAGGAACCGACAACCGAGCUGUUGCCGAGCCCGACGUUUGCCACAGAAUUUACAAUUGAAUUCGCGGAUUUUAUAAGAUUGAGGAAGCGCGAGGACGGCGACAGCGAGGCUAUUAACGAUCAGCAGAUCGUUUACGCCGAACUGAGCGGCGAAUGGUCGCGAUCGCGAAUCUACAUCUGCGGCGCUUGCGGUUUUAGAUGCGUGAUGCUCAAGGAGAUGGAGGAACACAAAGCUUCCACGCAUCCGCGCGUCCUAUGCUCGCACUUCGAGCUGGCCGGCGAUCAGCGCGAGUACUACAAGCACCUGUAUCUACCGGGACGAGACGCGCCCACUGACGCAGCACGCGACGCCUGCAUCACGGAGAUGGUGUGCACCAAGUGCGCCAAGAGCUGCCCGAGCGUGAGCGAGCUGCAUCGCCACAUGCUGGAGUGCGGCGGCGAUCAGGCCUGGUUGCUCGGCCUCACGGGGAGCAGCAAGAAGAAGUGCAAGUGGCGACCGUUUGGCAGUCGCAGCCGUCGGCGGCGUCAGCGUGGCAUGAAGAGAAACAUACAGAACUCGCAGACACAGCCGCGGGUCAUCAAUGUCGAACGGUCCAAGGAGAAGCAAGCAACGACCGGCCCUAGAGUCCGCCCGAGCGACCGCGAGAGUAUCCAGAAAAUGCUAGCCAAUCUGCCGGCUAAAAGAGCAACGAGGAAGGUUCUGCAGGAUAACAUGUUGCGAUCACAAGGCCGACUCCGUAACGUGCAGACCAGAACGAGGCCUCGUAUGAUGGGCGACAACUCGUCCCGAAUUUCACGUAACAAAGCCGCCUUGAGGAACAAACUGUUGAAGAAUGCCAAGUCGAUUCAGCGAAACCGCUGCCGAAGUGACAAUAUCACCGCGGUGAUCGAGAGCGUCGUGAGGAAGUGUCACGAGACCGAGAAGAAAUCAGACAGCGACGGUGAUAAGAGUACCGAAACCGAGAAUGAAACUAAGAAGGAUGCCAAAGAGACGAACGAAGGUUUAUCAACGAGGGCAACCAGCAAGACUUUGGAACAGAAUGAUAGAACUGUUCGACCGAGAGUCGUUGGACGACCCAAAGUUUUCGGCAAGAGGAGGAACGUGAAGAACCCGCAACUUCAAACCAAAAGCAGUAACAAUUUGGUGAGACCGAUGGGCAAGUUUGCGAAGUUCAAGAAUGGCGCUACAUCCGAGACAAAGGGCGAAGGCGAGGAGACAUCCUCCCCAAAGAAUACACCAAAGAAUGCAAAGACGGCGCUAAAAGCGACUGAUAAAGACGACGUUAGUUCUGACGACAGAAAAAUGUCGACGAUUCCUGGAGUAAAGAAUAAAAAUAAAUUGACGCAGAGCAUACUGAAGAGGAAACGUCUCGUGGAUCCGGUGGCGUCUUUGAACGCCUCUAUCAAGGCGAAGUCGCAGUUACGGACGCAAGAUGGUAAGUUCGCUCGUAAUCCGAAUAAGAGCUCGUCAGCGAAACUGUCGGAAACAAAAUCGGACGAUGGAAAACACAAGGCUCCCGACUCGGUCGAAGCCAAGCCUGAGUCGAAAACGACGCAGAAGCUGAAAAAGACUGAGGUUCAGUUGCCACGAAGAGUCACCCGGCUGUCGUCAGACAGUGACAAAAUGCCAACUUUGGAACCAGUCGUGCAGAUUGUUUCCUCCAACGAGGAAUAUGCUGAUAAAACAGGAAACGAUCUACCCAUCUUGUCGCCAGUGACGUCGUCAGGAGCUCUUCAGGAUCAAAAGGCGUCCCGAAAUUCGGUUAAGGGUGUUUUAAAAGAGAAAGAAGGUAAUGUUGAUCUCGAAACUGUCCCCGAAAAGAACAAAACGGAGCCGAAAUCGACGAGGGGAAGGAAACCGAAGACGGAAACAAAAGACACGGUGAAGCGAAGGAAGGUUAGAAUAAUUGAAGAAAACAAAGUUUCCAAAAGUAAUGUAGCUGUAUUAAAAGAUAAAACGAAAGGUAAGAAGAGUCUACCGGUUACUAAUAGCGACGAAAAUAGCAAGGAAGAGACGUCGACGAGAGAGGCAGUCGCUAAAAAAGAUUCGAAAUUGAAGAAAGAAGAAGUAAUAAAGGAAACUCGAAGCUCGAAAAUCAGAAUAAACAAAGAUUCCGUGAAGCUAUCAUCAAAUAUCCCGUUCGAGGUGAAGAAAUUGCUGCGUCAGGCCAGAGGGUUCGGCAAGAGUUUCUUUAGUGCCAAAGAUCUCCAGAGCACGUUGGAACUCGCGUCCAAUGACUCGAAACGCAGCCUGAGACAAUUUACGUUAAGAUCAAAAGUACUUCAAGUGACUGACAAGAGUUCGCGAGAGCUCGAUGAUGAACCGGAUGGAUCGAAAGGUACAAACAAGAAGGACAAGAUCGAAGCGAUUAGAAAAUCGUCCAGAAAAAACGCCGAGAAAAAGAGUGAUGGCAAGAAAGCGAGUCUGGAGAAGGAUUCGGCUAGCAGCGCGAUUACGCCGCAGAACGAAAAAAGUCAACAGGGUAAAAGAGAGAAAACAACGAAAACAAAGGAGACCGCGAUUGACAAUCCCAGCAUAGAAAGUAAAACUGAGACACGACAAACGAGAGGAACGUUGAGCGACGCCAAGAGCGAGGCUUCCUUGGAAAACGCAAGUGACAGCUUUCGAAGAAGAACCGGCUCUUUAGGGAAACGUCGCAGUCGUAACAGAUCGGCCGACGAAGAUGAACAAACCAACACGCGCGUAUGUGAGGAACAGAGCAGCAACGAAAACGACGCGUCGAGCGGAAAGGAAGCUGUGAAAGAACUCGAGGAGGUAAUCGAUAAGGGAACUGAAGGCGAGAGCGAUAAAAAUUCUGAUGAUCGAUUAGACUCGACGGUAGUAAAUAUCAAUUUGAGUCACUUGCAGUCGGAGACGAGCAACAUUUCCAUCGACAGCGGUAAGGAAAACUCUGUGGAAACCUCCGUGAACGUUCACAGUAAAGUGAGGGUAGGGAGACCUAAGAAAACGUGGGGCGGACGUCGUGAGAAAACGUCGAGAAAAAGAUCUCUGAACAACGUUAUUGGUAUUCUGACGGAGGGCGUGAAUAUCCCCGUGGAGGCGCAGCAGAACGUACAGGUGCUCACGGUUCAGACUAGUCUGGAUAAUCCGGAUAGGGUAACGCGGAAUGGAAGCGCGCAACAGCCGAGCGGUGGCGAGGGCAACAUGAUCGUGGCAGAUUCAGCAUUUAGCGAACUUUCGGUCCUCGCCAAAAGCGAGGAGAAAUGCAUGGAGAAUGAAGCACAGAUUAUGACGACAAGCGCGACCGAUAGCUCUCGCGCGGAUGACGAAAAGAAUGCUUGUGAUGAAGCACAGGAGAAUGCCUUCGUCGAUGAAAAAAUAGAGAUCGCGAAGACGUGUUCGCCGACUAACGAUAUCAUUCUUGAUCUAUCCAGAAGAAAACCCAAGGGCAAAGGCUCUUUCUUGGAGAAAAUUGUAUCGAAGAUAGCCAGGCAGAAAGACGCUCUAUUGGAAGGUGAAGUAGGUACAUUGCUCGAUACCGCGGCCGACGAGUUGACCAGCAUUCUCGACGAGGUCGGACCUGCCUUGAUUGACAACACAGAAAGUGUGAAUUUUGAUGGAGCAAGCUAUACUUCAAGGAAUGACAAUGACAAAAACGUAACAGAUACAUCCAUUGAUGAACAACUGCCGAUGAUUGUCGAUCCUGAAAUUCAAGCGUCAGAAGACGGCGAAAUAAAUAUUGAGAGCGCGAUUUUCAAACGUUCAACGAAAACUACAGAUAAUCUCGAGGAAAACUUGGCAAUAGAAACUGAAACGCAAAGCAAGAAUCAAACUAAAGUAGAUGAUGAUGUUUUAGAUAUUGAGAUUAAGAACGACAAUGACGUGGAAAAAGAUACAACAAGGGUGAAUGAUACGCGCUUUACUGAGGAAUUGCAUUUUGAAUCUUGUGAGAAUAAAUCGGUAAUGAAUAAAGAAGCAAUUAUUCCGAUAGAAAUUCUAAAUGAGAAUUCCGCAUCACUAAUCGACACUUCAAAUUCAUUAAUUAUGAUGCAAAAAGAAAUUUCAGAAAAACUUGAAAGAAAAGGACGCGUUAUGAAAUCCACGAGAAAAUCCAGCAAAAGAUCGCUAGAAAAUAUAAGUUACUCUAAGAAAAAUAAAAAAAGAUCAUUAAAAAUCGGCGAAUCUCGCGCUGAAGAAAACGCUGCGCAGAAGGAAUUCCAAUCGAACGACAUCGCGUUUAAGUCCAAAGAAGCGUUUGAAGUUGAUAAGUUUCCGAAGAAAGAUAGCGGCAUAACGGAAAUUUCAAACGCAGAUGCCGAAGUCGAGAAGUCGAAGUCGCUCCAAUUCAACGAAAAUGAAAUCAUCAAGGACGAUUUAAAUUUGAGUUUAGAAAAUAACAUCACGAAGACUAACGACGAUUCGAGUUCAGAAAAAUUCACCGAGCUUUCAGAAGCGGAUUGUACAAAUGCGAAAUUAAUGACGAGCCUUGAAAAAUCCCUUAAUAAAACUAUUUCCGACGAGAAUGCUGUUGUUACCAACAUUCGAUCGACAGAAUUGAUAGAGGAAAAUGCUGAUCUUCCAAUAUUAGCUUUAGAAAAAAGCGUUGAAUGUAGAAAAUCUACGGAUAAAACUCAGAAAAGGAAUCAAAUCAAUAUGAACGAGUCUUUAUCUAGGCGUACGUCGAAGAGAAAGUCGAAGCCUGUUCUACCUGUAACUCCUCCGAUAGAUGCUACCGUAAACAUCCUUCAAGUUUCCGUAGAACCGACAGACAAGACAGAAGGGGUAUCAUCUUCCUUGUCCAUUACAAAAGAACAAACUUCCACAGAACCGAUAGACAAGAUAGAAGAGGUAUCGUCUUUUUUGUCUAUUGCAAAAGAACAAACUUCCGCAGAACCGAUGGACAAGACAAAAGAGGUAUCUUCAUUGCUCAGUGCAAAAGAACAAUCCUCGGAAUCGACCGAUGUACAGUCGAUAAAAAUUGGGACCACUAGCGAAGACUCAGACGUUCUUUUAGAAAAAUGUUUAUAUUCAGUCGAAACGUCUGAGAAAGAACAAAAAAAUACAGACGAUUCGUAUCUCGUCAAUUCGACGCCUUCAAAAACAACGAAGAAAGAAAGAAAAAGUCGCGCAAAGAAAAAAUCAUUGGCCGAUGAGCAUCUGGAAUUACCGGAAGAUGAGAACCUAAAAUUACCUGCCAAACUCAACGACGAAUCCAGCAUCGCAGGUUCUGACGAGCGUUUAUCCGAUUUGGAGCACUUUAAAGUACCGGAAGUAAAAGAGCUGCAGAGCGCGAAGAAACGGGGGCCGAAGAAAAAAUCGCAACCCGAGGAUAGUCGCUGGAACGGCGGAAGUGUUUCCGAAGAGUCUCGGCCGAACGAAACCGAACUCGCUGAACUCAACGUAAUGUCCAUCAGUUCAGUCGAGGAAAGAGUGGAAAAAGAACAAAAAGAAACAGAGAAAUGUGUCACGAUAGAAGACUCUAGUACGAAGAGGUUUGAAAGAUCAAAUUCCUCAGGUUUGAUCGGGCUCAUUCCGUCUUCAACUAAAACAAGAUCUAUGUCGAAGAGGGCACAGUUGUCGAGCGAGGAUCUUGCCGAUUCCAGCAUUCGAAGCCAGAGUGCCGAGAGCACAGACGAAUUGUCUGAGAGCUCGUGCGCCAGCGAAUCUAGCUACUUCAGGAAGAAGCGAUUUGCGAAGAAAAGGAGAAAGGAGGAGACGACAGUUGAUGAUAACACGCGAGUCGACAGUUCUCUCACAAAUUUGGCAGCCCCAAAGAGCGAUAAGCAAAAGCCUAAAGGAAAGACGAGCAAGUCCAAAUCCUUGCUCGAUGAACAUCUAGAUCUCUCCAACGCGGAUGAAAUUGACGUUCCGACGGACAUCCAAGCUUCGUUAGAAAAUACGGCAGCUUUGGAAAAUGUCGAGAAAGAGCUUCAACUCGCCGAAACAUCUUCAGAUAUAUCGAGCGAAGACGUGGUCAAACCAACAGAUGACACGGAGAACAGAGAAGACUCAUGUGCCAACUUAGAACCGAAUAAUCAUGAGUCCCUGGAUAAUUCUGUUACGCCGAAAAAACGCGCGGCUGGUGCGGCUGGUGCAAAUUUCAUAGUGGUGCACAAAAAGACCGGCGAGAUUCUAAUCGUAGAGAAGAAGAAGAAGCUGACAAAAGAAGCGGCGAGAUUCUUUUGCGAGGUGUGCGCUACCAGCUUCACUCGCAAGAGUUCUCUAAAAAAGCACACGCUGUCACAGUCCCAUCUGUCGCAGUUGACGAAAUCCAACGAAAGAAAUGAUCAACUCAAGUUGAUCAUGAAUUGCAAUACGUCCGAGAAUGAGGAGGAAGUGGACAACGAAUUGGAAAGUAUUCAAGAGAAUGAUCAACAGACAACGGCGGAUGUACUGGAAGAAAACGUUCAACUUUACGAAAUCGGUCGAAAAUCUUUGGAGGAAACGAACGAGAGUUACGUUCUUCGUACAACAAGCGCGGAAUCCGCGAAAUCUCCGGUGGAUCUUGCGACAACGAGGCAGACGUUGGAAGAUAAACUGCUAGACGAAGAGAUUUGCAAGAUUACCGAGAACAUGAGUCACGAUGAGUACGUUCUGACCGAUCAUCUGACGCCGGAGGAACCAACGGUGUCGUCGACACCGAUCAAGCCCACUCAAAAGAAACUUGAAAAGGAGGAUUCGGGACGAGGCAAGAGCGGCAACAAGAAGCGGAACAAGUCGAAAAAGAGGAACUUGGCGGAGGAACAUUUACUUUUGGACACUCCCGAAUUGGAAAGGUCCAUAAUCGACUCGAAUGAUCUUUCAAAAUCAACUGAUGAUGUGCGAAUUUCCCCGUCUUCGACGAAAGAAAUAAUGAAAACCGUAGACAAUACUGAAGAUGCUUCUAAAGAACGUGUAGAUAUUGUUAAAACAAACGACAAGUCAGAUAAAUCUUUGAAUAAAGAAACAAAAUCUACAUGUGAUAUCGACGCGAAAGCCGAACAUCAAAGUGAAUACACGAGGACCACGAGAAGGACAUUGCAAAAUCUCUUUAAAGUAGAUAAUAAGGAAAAAGAAGAGACUUCACCUUUAACUGAGACGAAUCGGUUCAGUCUAAGACCUAGAAGAAGCAGAAAUUUUCAGCAUUACGAAGAAUCUGAUAUCGAAGACGUAUAUUUCAUGGAUGCUUCCAUGGAGAUGAACAACGACGAGAUAGAAAAUAACUGUGACGCGCAAAACAGACAGAACGAAGUGGAAGAGGAAACGAACGGAAAUGCAUUACAGGAAAAAACGCACGCCGAUACUGAAGAUAAAAGCCUCCGGGACACGAAAGUCGCAAAAUCAAAGACAGACUCGGCGAACGACGCUAAGAAAAGAAAACGUGGCAGGCCGAGGCUUAAGGAUCGAAUUGUUUCGAAUUUGAGUAUCGCUUCAGCUCAGACCGAGCCUGAAGUUAAUGGAAAUGAUGCUGUCGCUGCGGGUGAUCCUGACGAAUCAAAAAUCACAGAUCAAAAAUUAGAUUUGCAUGUCAAAGGGUGCCUUGACGAGAACGGCAAGGCGCCGCAUACUGAUGCAAAUACCUCCCAGCCUCUCAGACGAAGUAGGGGCAGGCCUAGAAAAAAUCCUAUGUCGAUUGCAAACAAUUCCUCAGUACAAGCAGAUAGUCCGAGUGCCUCCGAAUCAACAAAAUCAAAUUACGAUAAAACGAAAGAGAAGAUAGACGUGAUCGAAUCGCGUUCCAAAACGAUUAUCGAGGAAAUUACACCGAUUGGCUCUUUGAUAUCGAACGUAGAGUCUCCGCUUGCCGUUCAAGAUCACACUCCGGAAUCGGAUUUAUCGGAAAGGAAGGAAGAUUUAUUAUUAAAUACUGAAGACGUUCAAAGCACCGAACUGAACGUUUUCGAAAAUGGAUUGGCGCAGAGAGUCGAAUCUACGGAUAUUCAGACAGACGAUACCGUAAAGAAUUGUGAGGCUACGCUUGUUGUCAACAUUUCAUCAGAAAAGGUUGAGAUGUCGAUGUCAUCAGAGACGAAUACAUAUAUUGACAAUACAAAAUGCGCUCUCAAAGACAAACGUAAUGACGACACGAACGUGAAUGUUUUAUCGAAUCUAACGAUCGAAUCUUCAACCGAGCUUUCUCCGCAUAUCAUUGAACAAACAUCAAUCGAUGAUUUGAAAUCAAUUAAAUCAAAAGCUAUCGACCCUGAAAACCUCAUAGUUGAGAAUUAUACAGAUGUCUCAGAAGAGAAACAAACAAAAUCAGAAGAGAAACUCCCCGAAGAAAUUCCCGAAACAAAGCUUUCGUCGGAAGCUAGCGAGGAUGAAGCGUUGAUCGCUGAUGAUAAAUUUCUUCUUACAAGUCCCCACGAAUCUCAUAAAACGAUAGGUAACUUAGAAAACGACAGCAUGUGCGACAAAAGGACGUCUCGACUGGAAUCGUCCAGCAAGAAAUUAUCCAGAAAAUCAACGAGCAAGGAGCGAGAAACUGAUCGCAAGAGAUCGAAAACGUCCAAGGGUAGAAAGAAAAAGGUCAAAGUCGCCGAACUGUCGAGUGACAGCGAGAACGAGGAUGACAAGAUGGAAUCCGCCGCUUCAAGCAAAAGCAAGAUCGUGAAGAGCGUGUUUGGUCGUGUGUUCGGCAACGAGAAGGUGGACAAGGUGAAGGAAGUGCUGAACGACUGGGUGUCACGGUCGGAAGAUGACUCGGACAGGUCCAGGAGUGCCUCGGAGGCGAGAUCCUGCCUGCGCGGAUCGACAAAGUUCCCCAUUGAGAACGGACACAAGAAAGAGAAGAAAUGUUACUCUAGCUCCGAAACGAAGAAACUCGAUAUUGACCGAUCACCUAAGAAGAAAGGAAACGACAAGUGCGGCAGUGAGGUUCACGGGAAAGCGAAGAAUCGAAAAAAGCGAGAAAAAGAUGCGGAAUUGAUACUUGAGGAUCAUGUCGGGUCGCCUGCUAAUCCGACCAAGCGAAGACGCAGACAGAGCAAAAUCAGAGCGGAUGAGAAGAUCCUCAGGACCUUCGAUGACGAGUCGCCGGCUAUUUCGGACGGAGAUGACAAGAUUAAGGGAACGAGCGAUCAGAUUAACAAUGAAUCAAACAAUAAAGACAAGGAAAGGCGGCACUACGAGAAGGAAUUAAAUAAGGAGGAAACGAUGGUUAAAAAUUCGACCCCCGAGAAUUGGGAGAGUCUUCAAGUCGAUUAUGACUUUCAUGAAAAAAUGAAGAAUAGUUCUAGCCAUCGUAAAAAGCAAGAUGCUAAGAAACAUUCUUCGUCGCCGUCACAGUUCAAGUACAGGCGAAGGGAGAGCAAGGUCAGAGCCAACGAGAAGAUUCGAUUGGAAUUUGAUUGGCCAACUUUUGACAAUGACAUUUCGUGCUUCUCUGAUGAUCAGGAUCUCGACGAAACGCCCAGGAUUUCUAAGGAGCAGGAGAACGAAUUUUACGAAUGUGAAGACUUGAAUCGUUCGGAUAAUACAAAAAGUGUCAAACAAAAGGAUGACGCUUGGAAAAACGCCAGUUCAAUAGAUCGGGAACAGAGUGAAGCGCACGGUGGAAAAUCCAGAAAGGACUCGAGUAGCCGUAAGAGACAACAUUUUAAUCUGAUUAAAGUAAGCAAGAUGAAAACAAACAAAAGGAUUUCAAAAGAUUCUGACAACGAGCCAUCAAUUCUUUCGAGCAAUGAGGAAACGAAGAACACAACGCCAACCGAUCAAAUGACACGAUCUACAAGCGAAUCAAAAAAUCGAUCAAAGACUUUUAUCAAGGAUAAUGAAUCCUUGCUAUACGGUGAUUCAGUUAUUUCGAAGCAUAUGAAUAAAGAUCAAGAUAAUUUGCUAGAUCGGUCAAACUCCAGGAAGAACAAAAAAGGAAUCGUCAACGAAGACUGGAAAUGUUUAGCGAGAAACUUGGAAUUCGAUCAAGAGGACAAUGAAUCGAUUGAGAAAGAAAUUACACGAAAAGACGAGGAAUCCGCAAUAUCAUCGCGUAGCUACAGCAGUUUAGCGGCUGAAGAAUCAACUAUAAAGACUCAGUUGAUCGAUCUCGAUGGAAAUUCUCAGACGAAUCGAAAGUCCGAUGAUAAUGACAACGACGAGGAGGAAGAAGAGGAGGAGGAGGAGGAAGACGACGACGACGAUGACGACGACGACGACAACGAUCUUGGGCGACAAAGAAUGUCGCCGUUCUACGCUCGCGGGACUCCCAAUAACUCGAUCGAAAAUAGUUCCAACGAGGAAGAAGAUGAAGAGGAAGAGGAUGAGGAAGAAGAUGGCGAAGAAGAGGAGGAAGAAGAAGAAGAAGAAGAAGAAGAACGUGUAACGCAUGAGGAUUCCAGGAAAACGAAUCCUAGCGAAUUCUCUGGGGAGAAGAUCAUCAUCAGGUCGCCAUCGUUGGGUCACAGAUCGGACGUGGUGACAAUCGCGCCCACCGACGCGAUCGAGGACAAUGCUUUGGACGUACCAAGGGAGAUUGAGUCGACAACGGAGCCGCGUCAGGGUAAGAUCCUUAAUUUCGACGAGGAGCUCUUUGUGGAGUGCUGCUCAAGAUUGAAGGCCACGAGUGAGAAUGAAUUGAGAGGCGCGAAGAAGAUUAAGCUGGAUCACACGGAAUCAUACCACAGGCGGGACGAUCAACCUCAGGGAUUCAGAGUUAAUAGAGAUCGAUGGAGGGACGUAGAGAGCCAAAACAGUCUUGGUAGUCUUCUGGAGUCGGUGAAUCAAUUGCUCGGCGAGGAGAUGUACAACAGCCACGACAGGAGCUAUCGCACGCGCGGUAGUGAACGGUCGAGUAGAUCGGCUAGCCCGGAUGCGUCGCGGGUCGACAAUCUUGGUUACGAGGACAGUUUGGACGUAGCUUUUGAGGACAACAACAAACUACGAGAUAAGAUCCAGCAGCGCAUGAGGGAGAGCGAAAAUUUGAUAGCUAACACGUUCAGUCAGAAGAUCAGCGAAAACGAUCAUCCUGACGAUGACAAGCGGGACAGCGUUGGGAACUCGUACUCUUCGAGUAUUCACGAACACGAGCUGUCCACAUCGGUCGCGUCGAAUAGGGAGCGGGAGUCCUCGCCAGGGCAUAAGAGCAAGAUGAACUCGACUCUAGGUGGUCUACACAAGGCCCUAUCCAACUUGUUGCACAGCAACGGCAAGCAUGAUCAUAACGGUUCCGCUCCGAUGAAGCUAUUGGCGGAAUUGGCCUGUGCCCGAGCUCCUACUUCCAUGUCACCGGAGGACAAAACGAAUAGCAGCGGCAGGAAUCACCAAUCGGUGAAGAUGGUCGCGGCGGCGGUUGCGGCAGCAGCUGCAGCUGCGGCAGCGGCGGCGGUGACGAGCAAGGAUACCCCGAUCUCUCCGAAGAAGUCAACGAAAGACUCGGCGGUAACGCCGAAAAAUUCGCCGGCGAAGAAGACGAGAAACCCCAUUAAGGAGCUGUUUGAGCGUAAGAAAGAGCUAAACGAUAGAAAGGAGCAGGAACGUUCGAAAACCGCGCUCAUUGAAUUAAACGUACAGAAGCAGCGCAGGUCGAAGAAGAACAAGAAGCAACAACAGCAGGAGUUUCCGCUGAUUCGUAGAAGCGAGCACUAUGGCGGUUUAAUGGAGAAGAAGAAACGCCGCGACUCUCUCGAUCGAAAAGGGGAGUCAGACAGAAUAAAGGAUGUAUACGAGUUUGACGAGGAGGAGAGCCAAAUGGCGCCUACUCUGGGUAGUGUGUUGUCCUACAGGUGCCAAGUCGACAAGAAUUACGAGGCCAACUCAAAAACGAAAUAUAUAGACGGGGACUUGGAUGACGUUUUGGAGAACGACGAAAUGAAUUAUGUUACGAAUUCAAAAUUGGAUACUAUGAUCAACCGUAAGUUCCAGGAGUUAGAGAAAUUUGCGCCAAAGACCAAGGGCGCCCUGAAAUUGUUCCAGAGCGAGGAACAGCAACAGCGGAUUGCCAAUUCGAUUACCGGACCUAUGGAUGAAUUUGUGGAAAGAAAACAACGCGUGAAACGAUCCGCGGAACAGAACCUCAAGCAACCCAGUAAAAUCAAGAAACGAGGUAAAAGCUCGAAGAAGCGAGUGAGAAAUGCGUGGUACGAGAACGACAGCUCGGACGAAUUCAGGACGGCCGCAAAGACGGAAGACAUCGGCGUUGGCAUUUCCAAGAGUCAACGUUCGUGCUCCAAAGGCAAACAGAACCUCUUCGCAGAGUUGUCGACGUCGUCCGAGAGCGAAUACGAACGGAAUGACGUUGAUUACAUGAUCGCGAACGAGCAACGUUCAUUGAAAUCGAGGAAGUGUUUGAAGAAACUGCUCGAUGUUGACAUCGACGAGACAGAUGAUCGACGCACAAUCAACGAACCCGAAUUUGAUAACGACGAUCAAAUCGCAAAUGAUUGGAAUCCAGUGGUACGAGAAGAUAUUAUGAAGAACAACGAUGCCGUAAAAUCGGAGUCGGAAAUGUCGGAUCAUUCGUUGGUGAUAGACGAGAGGAAAACUGACGAAACGAGGAACAGCGAUGACGACAUAGACAAUCAAUACGAGAGGACUUUUGGGCUGGAUGACUUGUAUAGAGAAGACAGUUCGGAUACAGAGACAGAGGCAGAGGAGAACGAAGAACCAAUGUCCGAGGAAACAAAGAAAAACAAAGCAGGAACGCAAGUGUUGGAUGAGAAUGCAACUUUGCAAAGAAAACUCACCUCUAUGAGCACAAAAGAUGAUUGUGCAACGGAGAACGAAUUGAUUUCCGUGGAAGAAGCUUUGAAUCUCUUAGAUGGGCAUGGAAAUCUUGAUUUGAAAGCUAAGAAUGCUGCACGUACAAAGAACAAAAUCAUCAAUGGUACUAUAGACGAAGCUUCUAAUGAUGAAAUUAGUGAAGAGAUGGAGAGCAAACGUUUAAGUCCUGCAGAGAUACGAGAUGAAAAGGAGGAACUAGACGACGAUGUAUCGACUUUGCCAGAAAAGUUAUCUAGCAAUGAAAAACCGCAGAAAGAAUCCGAUCACAAUCUCCCUCUUCAUGUAUUUCUUAGCAGAAAGGUGCAAGAAUCGAAAAAAAGAAAACAACAGCAAUUAGAUAAGCUACGAGAGGAGCAAGAGAGGAUACUCAUGGAUUUUCAGCCGACCAGAAGACAAAGAAAAUGCGCGAUAGGCAAGCAGGGUUUGUUAGCGGAAAUAAGCAGCUCGGAUGAGGAAUUGUACGUGAGAGAUAACAACAAGAAAAGUAGUGACCAUGACAAGUCGCGAAAGAAGAGAGAAUCGAAAGAAAAAAGGAAGGAAAGAUAUCUCGAGAAGAAGCACGAGCAGAUGAUUGCCAAGGAGCAAAAAGCAAUCGAAGAGGAAAUUCUACGAGAAGUCGGUAAGAGAAAAGAGAUUCUUUCACAAAAUAUGGAUGACGCCGCAUUAAAUACCGAUGUCGUGGAAGCAAUCAUCUCCGGACAGUGUCAAAAGAAGAAACACCAGACGAAGGAAAGGCAUAAGAAAAGCAGCGACGAGAGCAUUGAGGAGAACUCAGUGUAUAUUGAACAGUCUUGUCUUGAUAACUCGGAGGAUAAUCAUAACAAAUUAGACCGUGUUUUCUCCGAAGAAAAUAACACGAAGAACAACGACCACUUGUCAAAUUCAUCAAAACGAAAGAAAUCACUCUCGAAAUCGCCGUCGAAGUCAAAGAAAGUUUCCAAACCUGAAAAUGAAAAAAUCCCGACGAAGAAAAGUAAAGAUCCAGUCGCGGAGAAAUCCAAGAAGGUGUCCAUGAACAACAAGGAUUCUAAAGAACGCAGAUCGUCCAGCGGAAAGCGCGAUUCCGACGAUGAGGAACUAAAGACCACCAAGUCAUGGAAUAAGGUCGAGGAAGGUGUCGGAGUUGCAAUCGGUCGCCGGAAGCGCACAGCCGCUUUGCAGUUAUACUAUUGGUCCAGUUCGAGCGACGAGGAAGAGGUACCAGAGCCGAUGCCAGCACCUGAGGAAGAGGAGGAUGAUCGACAGGAGCAGCACGGAUGGAUAGUGGGCGACUCCCACAAGCGAAUGAUAACGAUGUUGGCGAUGGAAAAACAACUAAAAGAAAAGCGACGUAGAAGCGAGGAUGAAUUCGAGCCCGGCAAGGCGAAGAGCAAGAAACAUCGGAACAGCAGCACCUCUUGAUACGUAUUUCAUGAUUAAAGCUCUGAUCAAACCCGCGUGAGAUAGACGCAAUGCGAUGACUAUAUUGUUCUAAGAACAUAAAUUGUGAAGGCGAGAAAGAGUGGAGGCUGUAAGAAUCUCCACAUUUCUCUUCAAUGAGAUUUUUAUUAUGUUUUAUAUCUUCCACGAUAAUAAUUUGUGGCAGAUAGGUCUAGAUAAAAACAAUGAACAAGUGCGAUCUAUGAUUAUAAGAGUAUUUGUUGUGUUGACUUAUUUUCUUUUUUCUUUUCUUCAUUAGUAAGUGUUGAGCGAGUGAAAGUGAUUCAGCCGUGAAGAAAGAAAAAGAUAUAAAAUGUAUAUAGUUGCUUGUCGUUAGAGAUUAGAAAUUAGAAGAGUAUCCUUUCCCGUUGCAAUCUAUGAAUUAUGUAUAAAUAUAAAUUGAGCUCUUAUAAAUACUGGAAGAUAUAUAGACUGAACGUGAGAGAAAUAGCGGAAAGUGAAGAGAACACUUUUAGACAAUACUAGGACAUUUGUAACAUUUAAUUGUACGUAGGAGAAUCUCCCGUACGUGAAAAACGGGUGGCAGGUGAAGAGAGAACGAGGGGAGUCAGUCACACAGUCGCUUAUUUAGGAAAGGACAACGUAAAAUCCGGGUCCAAUCGAGUUUAGCGCUUCUAUCAGCUUUUUUCGUGAUUCGUAAAACAUAUUUCUUCGUAUUCUUGCAUAUUCUUACAUGUUCGUACGUAUUCUUACAUAUCGCAAUGAUGAAUGAAGCAAGUAAAAGAAAAACUUUCCGGGUACAACGUUCAAGGACGAAAAUAUCACGUCCGAGGAGCUUAAGCGCUCGCGAUCGAACGAACAGAAGAGGCGAAUUUUUCUUGACCUUUUGCACGUUAUUUUUACGGAUUUUCUAGAUCUCAAGCUUGCGUGCGCGGUCGACCGUAAAGUCCACGCACGUAUCCGUCGAAAAAACGAAUGCUUUAUUAAUGAAUAAAACGCGAACAUUACUUUUUUCUCUUUUCGUAUUCGCCUCGUGCACAUAGAAUAUAAGUAUGUAGAUUUUCAUAUAUUAUGAGAAAAUGUUAUAUAUGUUAUAAACAAGCGACAGAAAAAAAAA
Monomorium pharaonis (pharaoh ant) is the source of this 18239-nucleotide messenger RNA. RefSeq lists its product as uncharacterized. The coding region runs from base 419 to 17143 and encodes 5574 amino acids. The record is from RefSeq and is a predicted model, not a curated record. Lineage: Eukaryota; Metazoa; Arthropoda; Insecta; Hymenoptera; Formicidae. The transcript is spliced from 9 exons.